Messenger RNA from Botrytis cinerea B05.10, 977 nucleotides. RefSeq names its product Bcvma4 (gene Bcvma4). Bases 146 to 832 code for a protein of 228 amino acids. Gene Ontology annotation, biological process: proton transmembrane transport. Lineage: Eukaryota; Fungi; Ascomycota; Leotiomycetes; Helotiales; Sclerotiniaceae. The record is from RefSeq and is a predicted model, not a curated record. The transcript has 5 exons. Gene Ontology annotation, molecular function: proton-transporting ATPase activity, rotational mechanism. Gene Ontology annotation, cellular component: proton-transporting two-sector ATPase complex, catalytic domain.
GGACCUUGGAGCUAUCCCAGGUUGUUAAUCCCCAACCUUGUUGUUGCUAUUGAAGCUCCAACGUUUCCAACGAAUAUCAACCUCUCUACAUCUCUCGAUUCCACACAAUCUUCCCCAGUACUUUCACAUUUAUCGAUCGCCCAUCAUGUCGCACGCUCUUUCGGACGACCAGGUGUCGCAGGAGUUGAAGAAGAUGACGGCAUUCAUCAAACAAGAAGCCAUGGAAAAGGGUCGCGAAAUCGAACUCAAGGCAAAUGAGGAAUUCGCCAUUGAAAAAUCCAAGCUCGUCCGCCAGGAAACGUCCUCCAUCGACACGCAAUAUGAGAAGAAAUUCAAGACCGCCCGUAUGUCCCAACAAAUCACUCAAUCGACCGUCGCAAAUAAGACUCGUCUCAAGGUUCUAUCUGCUCGUCAGGAACUCCUCGAUGGGAUCUUCGAACAGGCGCAGGGAAAACUCAAGGAAGCUACGAAUGAUAAGGGUAAAUAUACGGAGAUCUUGAAGAAUCUUUUGUUGGAGGGAAUGUAUGCUUUGGACGAGGGGAAAUUGCAGGUUAGAGGGAGAAAACAGGAUUAUGACCUCAUCAAGAAGGCAAUUGAGGAGGCGCAGAAGGUGUACAAGGAGAAGAUGAAGAAGGACGUGACGGUGAGCAUAGAUGAGAAGAAUCCUUUGCCGGAAGAAUCUGCUGGUGGUUUGUCUAUUGUUGGUGGAGGAGGAAAGAUUGAUAUCAACAAUACUUUUGAGGAGCGUCUGAAGUUGCUCCAGGAUAACGCAUUACCCUCUGUUCGAACCACAUUAUUUGGUCCUAACGUCAACCGGAAAUUCUACGAUUAGUUGUUUGGUGGAUGAGCGUCGUGUUUUGAGAGUCUCAAGGAUGGAAGGAGGUAUGAAGGAGCUUUGCACAUUCCAAUUAUACAAUAUUGCAGGUUUUGUCGGUAGAGCGUGUAUGAUACAUGAACAUCAAUAUCAUUAAAUUGCA